Closterium sp. NIES-65 is the source of this 1368-nucleotide messenger RNA. The record is from the annotation of a GenBank genome assembly. NCBI's taxonomy places the organism in Eukaryota, Viridiplantae, Streptophyta, Zygnematophyceae, Desmidiales, Closteriaceae.
AUGAGAGGUCUCGGGUCGGUGUCGAGGUUGUUAGCAAGGCAAGCGGCUCGAGGGUCCUGGAGAUCCGGCAAGGAACUGGGAGUCGUCGUGACCCGGAGUGAAGCCGUCGCCAUCCUGACCAGCCGACGCGGACUCACCACGCUUGGAGGAUGUUCGAAAGGCCCGUUCGCGUACAACAGCAACAGAGCCGCGAUGGCUAUGGCUGAGUGCGUGGCGUGGCGUACGCUGGACCGUGUACGCUUCAUGGCUGCCGACGCAGGGUUGCCGUCAGCAGUACUGGUGCCGACAAUGGGCGAGUCAAUAAAAGAUGGAUCCAUAUCUGCCGUUCUCAAAGCGGCGGGCGAGUCAGUGGAGGAGGACGAGGUUAUAGCGCAGAUUGAGACGGACAAGGUCACCAUUGACGUGCGCAGCCCCAGAGCAGGAGUCCUGCAGAAGAUUGAAGUGAAGGUGGGAGACACGGUCACUCCCGGCACCACCGUCGCCUUCGUCUCCCCUUCCUCUGCCGCACCACCAGCCAAGCCCGCAGCAGGAGGAGUGCAGGCGCCGUCAGCAGCAGAAGCAGCGGUGGGGCCGAUAGGAGAUGAGGAGAUGGAGGGCGAGGGGGUGGAUGAGUACAGCUUGGUGCAUGGGGACGACACGGUGGAGGUGGUGGUGCCGUCCAUGGGGGAGUCUGUCAACGAUGGCGUGCUGGCUGCCCUGCUCAAGAGUGUGGGCGACAGUGUGCGCAUGGAUGAAGUGAUCGGGCAGGUGGAGACAGACAAGGUGAGGAAGAGAGGGGUGGAGGGCGGUGUGGGCGACAGUGUGCGCAUGGAUGAAGUGAUCGGGCAGGUGGAGACAGACAAGGUGAUCAUAGACGUGUGUAGUCCAGACGAGGGCGCGGUGGAGAGCAAGGUGACCUUUGAGACACUCACAAUCCCCCUCUCUUCCUCUCUCCCUUUGAGACACUGGCAGGUGAUGAUAGACGUGCGCACUCCAGAUGAGGGUGUGGUGGAGCCAGUGACGAUAGACGUGCGCAGUCCAGACGAGGGAGUGGUGGAGGCAGUGAGCGUGCAGCUGGGCGACACUGUCACGCCCGGCACGCCCAUUGCUGUCGUGCGCCGCGCCAAGGCCCUCCCCGCCUCCACCACACUCGCCGACCGCGUGGUGGAGGCCGUGGAGGGGCCCCGCCCCGUGCCUGUUGCUCGCGCUGUUCCCCCGCCUCCUCCCCCUCCACCUGGCUCCCGGCCCGCUGCUGCUGCUGCUCCGGCUGGGGGUCCUGCUGUGCCGAUUAUUCCCAGGCAGAAGGAGCGACGGGUAGGUGUCCAAAACACGCAUGUGGCGGCGUGUGGUGCUUUUUGUCUCAAGGACUCACAGAACACGAGUUUCUAA